CGAUACGCGCGGACCUCAUCGUCAGUCGCCGCCCGACACUGGCCGCCGAGCGUCGCGCCCUACGCGCCUUUGCCACCCGCGCUCUUUCUCAUACCGGGUUUUAGUUUCGUACCACGAUGACAUAGCCCCAGUGCCGUGACACGAGACUACGUGAAAGCGCACACAAUUUUAAGUUUUUUCGUUGGAACGAGGAAACCGUAAAGGUCCCCGUUGUUACAGAACUAGCGACGACCCACCCUACUCCGUUGAGGGACAGAGGCGAGACCGAGAGGCGGCUACCUCCUUUUUAUCCGCCUUUUUCAUAAAGACUAGCGAAAAUGGGCGAGCAUGGCCGUACCGACUCGUACCGCGUCGCAACCAUCGGCCCCAUUAAGGACGAUAAUAGAACCGCUGACGGACAGUACAAGACACGCCGGAAACCCCCCGCGAAAAAACGGAAAACAGGAGAUUUAGAUGACCUGAAACAAGAGUUGGACAUUGACUACCACAAAGUAUCACCUGAGGAACUAUACCAAAGAUUUCAAACACAUCCCGAAAAUGGCCUUAGUCACGCAAAAGCGAAAGAGAACCUCGAAAGGGACGGUCCAAAUGCGCUCACACCUCCAAAGCAGACACCCGAAUGGGUGAAGUUUUGUAAAAAUCUGUUCGGCGGUUUCGCGUUAUUACUGUGGAUUGGUGCUAUUCUAUGCUUUAUUGCCUACGGAAUUCAGGCUAGUACCGUAGAAGAACCAGCGGACGACAACUUGUACCUCGGCAUUGUAUUGGCAGCUGUAGUAAUUGUGACGGGUAUCUUCUCAUACUAUCAAGAAAGCAAGUCAUCGAAGAUCAUGGAAUCUUUCAAAAACAUGGUGCCACAGUUCGCUACCGUCAUACGUGAAGGCGAGAAGUUGACGCUGCGCGCUGAAGACCUUGUACUCGGUGAUAUCGUUGAGGUGAAAUUCGGCGAUCGUAUCCCUGCUGACAUCCGCAUCAUCGAAGCGCGCGGUUUCAAAGUAGACAAUUCAAGUUUGACUGGCGAGUCGGAGCCUCAGUCCCGCGGAGCAGAGUUCACCAACGAAAACCCAUUGGAAACUAAGAAUUUAGCAUUUUUCUCUACCAACGCUGUUGAAGGUACCGCUAAGGGCAUCGUAAUCUGCUGUGGAGACAAUACUGUAAUGGGUCGUAUUGCCGGCUUAGCUUCUGGCCUGGAUACUGGAGAAACGCCGAUUGCCAAAGAAAUUCACCAUUUUAUCCAUUUGAUCACCGGUGUAGCUGUGUUCCUUGGUGUUACGUUCUUCGUCAUUGCCUUUAUCCUCGGGUACCAUUGGCUUGACGCUGUCAUUUUCCUUAUUGGUAUCAUUGUAGCCAAUGUACCAGAAGGUCUACUCGCCACUGUCACUGUAUGUCUAACCCUGACUGCCAAACGAAUGGCUUCCAAGAACUGCUUGGUAAAGAAUCUGGAAGCUGUCGAGACCCUCGGCUCCACGUCCACGAUCUGUUCCGACAAGACCGGCACUCUCACACAGAACAGAAUGACUGUAGCUCAUAUGUGGUUCGACAACCAGAUCAUAGAGGCUGACACUACUGAGGAUCAAUCUGGAGUACAGUACGACCGCACUAGUCCUGGUUUCAAGGCGCUCGCCAAAAUCGCGACUCUCUGCAACCGUGCCGAGUUCAAGGGUGGUCAGGACGGCGUUCCUAUCUUGAAGAAGGAAGUAGCUGGUGACGCUUCGGAAGCUGCGCUGCUCAAAUGCAUGGAACUGGCUCUCGGUGACGUGAUGUCCAUCAGGAAACGUAACAAGAAAGUGUGCGAGAUUCCCUUCAACUCAACGAACAAGUACCAGGUCUCAAUUCACGAAAGUGAUGACGCAAGCGAUCCUCGCCACCAGCUCGUGAUGAAGGGUGCCCCCGAAAGGAUCCUAGAACGUUGCAGCACUAUUUUCAUUGGUGGCAAGGAAAAGGUUUUGGAUGAAGAAAUGAAGGAGGCAUUCAACAACGCGUACCUCGAACUGGGUGGUCUCGGCGAACGUGUGCUCGGUUUCUGCGACCUCCAACUACCCUCUGACAAGUAUCCCAUCGGAUACAAAUUCAAUACGGAUGACCCCAACUUCCCCCUGGACAACCUGCGAUUUGUGGGCCUUAUGAGUAUGAUUGACCCUCCCCGUGCCGCUGUGCCUGACGCCGUCGCUAAAUGCCGAUCAGCUGGUAUCAAGGUUAUCAUGGUGACUGGUGAUCAUCCUAUCACAGCCAAGGCCAUUGCGAAGUCCGUCGGUAUUAUCUCGGAAGGCAAUGAGACUGUUGAAGAUAUCGCUGCUCGCCUCAACAUCCCCGUAUCCGAAGUGAACCCACGCGAAGCUAAAGCCGCCGUCGUCCACGGAACUGAACUUCGGGAAUUGAACUCUGACCAGCUUGAUGAAAUUCUCAAGUAUCACACUGAAAUCGUAUUCGCCCGCACGUCACCGCAACAGAAACUGAUCAUCGUUGAAGGCUGCCAGCGUCUCGGUGCCAUUGUGGCUGUAACAGGCGACGGUGUGAACGACUCCCCUGCCUUGAAAAAAGCUGACAUCGGUGUAGCUAUGGGUAUCGCUGGAUCCGACGUAUCCAAACAGGCUGCUGACAUGAUUCUCCUCGACGACAACUUCGCGUCUAUCGUCACUGGCGUUGAGGAAGGCCGACUGAUCUUCGACAAUCUGAAGAAAUCCAUUGCGUACACGCUCACUUCCAACAUCCCUGAGAUCUCGCCCUUCCUUGCCUUUAUCCUAUGCGACAUUCCACUACCACUUGGCACUGUCACGAUCCUUUGCAUCGAUCUUGGAACUGACAUGGUGCCAGCGAUUGCGCUGGCGUACGAGGCAGCAGAGGCGGACAUUAUGAAACGCCCGCCCAGGAACCCAUUUUGCGACAAACUUGUCAACGAGAGGCUUAUCUCGAUGGCCUAUGGGCAAAUCGGUAUGAUCCAAGCCGCCGCCGGAUUCUUCGUGUACUUCGUGAUAAUGGCUGAGAACGGAUUCCUCCCACUUAAACUCUUCGGCAUCAGGAAGCAAUGGGACUCGAAGGCUAUCAACGACUUGACUGACUCCUAUGGACAGGAAUGGACAUACCGGGAUCGCAAAGCCCUCGAGUUCACUUGCCACACAGCCUUCUUCGUGUCGAUCGUCGUUGUACAAUGGGCCGAUUUGAUUAUUUGCAAGACCCGUCGCAAUUCGAUCGUCCACCAGGGCAUGCGCAACUGGGCACUCAACUUCGGCCUCAUCUUUGAAACCGCUCUGGCCGCCUUCCUGUCGUAUACGCCUGGCAUGGACAAAGGUCUCAGGAUGUAUCCUCUCAAGUUCGUGUGGUGGUUGCCCGCUAUUCCGUUCAUGCUCUCGAUCUUCAUCUACGACGAGAUCCGGCGCUUCUACCUGCGCCGCAACCCGGGCGGAUGGCUCGAACAAGAGACUUACUAUUAAACACCACCGACCACUGUCCACACCGUCGUGCAUCACUUAGUUACUGCGUACAUAACUACUUCAUUUGUGUUCUAUGCCCACAGAGUACAUAGCCCUUAGAGGUGGGACGCGCGGGCGGCUGCGGCGGCUAUACUGUACAAUACAUGCAUGACUAGGUGAUGUGUGGACGACUGUGUCAGUCUAAAAACAUUCUAAAGACGUGCGCUCACGCUUCGUAACGUACCGCCCCGCAGACUCGCCAAUAUAAAUACAGAUUUACAUUCAGUUAUACACAUCAACGGUGCACUGACUUCCAAAUACACAACGGGAAUAUUUAAGUCAGCUCUGACGCACAGCGCUAUACUGAAUUUGCACGAACAGUACCGAGUCAGCGCUGACUUUUCUCCCGUUUAAAGUUAGUCACUGGGCUAAUGUAAAUCUGUGUUUAACCGGUAUAAUAGUAUGCAGUAAGCGCCUACUGUACUAGGGGGUAUGUGAUCUGUGCUCGUACUCGUACCAGACUGACAGAGGUUGCGGUGCCGUUCCGGUAUAUGUGUAAUCGCUGUCGUGUACGCUUCUCACUGCUUGUUACCGCAUCGCUCCGCACGGGGCACCUGUGUAUGUACCUGUCGAGUGUUAUGUAUUAUUAUGAUGUUCGUUUCAUCGCGUAACGUGACCGAGGGAUGCGGCUGCGCCGGGCCCCGCCCGCGCAUUCACUAUUCAUUAUUGUUUUUAUGUACUAUGUAUGUAUAUAUGCACAGUGGAGAAUGAUGGAUAUAUGUGAUGAUAAAAAAAGAUAUUAUACACACAUUAUUUUUAAAUCAUGAAUCAUGUUAUUUUUGUAUUGAAAUUGUUUAAAAUGUAAUUUGAGUAUCUCGAAUGCCACGUGACAAGUUGAUGAAUCUCUUUGAGUAUAUGUUGAACCUCUGACUACGUUUGGCGAAUGUCGCCGCGGGGCGCGGCGGAUCGCGGGCGCGGCGCCAGCAGCGGCCGCCGGCUCGGACUUCAUGUUACACUAGAAUACGCCCCGGUGACACUGAUGACAUUAUAAGAUAGAAUAAAUAAUACUAAUAAAAAUUGUUUUUCACAUACUUAUGUAAUAAGUAAUAAAUUAUCGUUUAGCGGUAGUUCAUCGUUCGUGAAUCGAGUGGGCAAAAGUAUGACGCCCGCCGCGCUCCGUGCUCGGCGGCCAACGAAAAGCAUUUGUUGUAAAAUUAACAGUUAAGAAACCAUUAUUAUUAUUAUUGUAUUUUAAGUAAAUUAGAUUAAGUUGAAUUUUUCGAGUGAAUAUAAUGUUUAGUUGAAGAUUCGAUCGGGUGCAUGGUGUAUGAGAGGUCGAUGUGGAGUGCCUGAGUUUUAGUGUACUACUGCUUACUGUUAGGUAGGUAGUUGAAAUUUUGAAGCCGUAUUUUCAAUUGUAAACGUAGAUAAAUAAAGCAUACACAGUCGCGAACGCUUACAGGUGCGGCCCGGCGUAGUGUUCGCCGCGGCCCGUACACGUUCAUACAGCACUGCCGUCGACUAUUGUUCGUUUGUAUCUGGUCACUGUGGUCAGUCGCCGGCCGGCUGGUAGCGCCGGCAGCGCUGGAAGCGGCGCUGUGGGCAGCGCUGGCGGCGCUGCGAGCGGCCGGCGCGCAGCGGUAUCGCGAGCCGAGUCGCGCGACACCGCGCUCGGACACGACGCUUUUCUUUUAUAAAAUAAUCAGAUUAUUAGCGAAUUUCGUCAAAUUUAUUAAAAUAGGCUGCUCAUGGUAAUUACGUAAGAUUUUAUUUCUUAAUUAAAAGAUAAUAACAAAAUGUAGGAAAGCGUAAUUAGAAAUUUUUAAAAUUAUACAGUUAUGAUAGAGUCAUCUUGUUUUAAUCGCCACUUGGCUCUUCUACGAGAGCGGUCGUAGUUAGGUAUAGAAUGUGAAGUAUCGUGUAGCGGCGCGGCGGGGAGCGAGCACGGCCGGACGGGACCAGCCGGGACCGGACGGCGGACGAGGCGGGGCGGCGGACAGCCGGACGCGCGCCGAGGCAGGCUGUCGCGCGACUGCGGCGCCACCGGCCAGAUAGAAGGACCAAGUGGGGAGAUUCAUUUCAAUUUUUCGUAACGAAUACAUAUAACAUUAUAAUAAUGGUUACAAAAGUAAAAUAUAACAUUAUAGCGACUAAUAAAUCUAAAUUAUAUGAAAUGUUUAUAGAUUUAAAUGAAGUUCGUUUCUUUAGGGUGACCUUCUGUGCUUGUUUGAUGAGAACGAUGUACAUCUCACUGACAAUAGUCGUUGAUGAUAUAUUAUUGUAAUGAUCCGAUCUUUGUAAGCGGUUUGUUUAACGUACACUGUAGAACUAACAUUGUUUUGCGUUCGACAGUUCUUUACACCGAUUCAUUUUAUAGUAUUACUCUGUUGGCUAGGAGCGCUGUAAAAAUGUAAGUGUUAAUAAAAAAAACAUUUUCAAAAUAUUA
Messenger RNA from Galleria mellonella (greater wax moth), 5853 nucleotides. RefSeq names its product sodium/potassium-transporting ATPase subunit alpha (gene Atpalpha). Lineage: Eukaryota; Metazoa; Arthropoda; Insecta; Lepidoptera; Pyralidae. The coding region runs from base 318 to 3428 and encodes 1036 amino acids. Gene Ontology annotation, biological process: potassium ion import across plasma membrane; intracellular potassium ion homeostasis; proton transmembrane transport. The record is from RefSeq and is a predicted model, not a curated record. Gene Ontology annotation, molecular function: ATP binding; P-type sodium:potassium-exchanging transporter activity; ATP hydrolysis activity. Gene Ontology annotation, cellular component: membrane. The transcript is spliced from 17 exons.